CAGCCCAGCUGACAAGCUGCUACAGCAGCAGCCACACAAGUCGACUCUCGAGAUUUUAACCUGCUCGUUUUCGCUGCGUCGCUUUUAUUGCCUGUGCUUUUUGUGUCUUUUUUUCCCUACGUCAGACACAACUUUAAAAAGUAAAAAAAAGGGGAGAGACAGGAUUGUAAAAUCGAUUUAGCAGGACACCGUGGCGAAAGGAGGGCAAAGGUGGAAUCUUCAGUGACCCGGACCCCAACCAGGACUGCAUGAGAGAAAGUGGUGACAUAAGGGAGGUAAAGGCACGAAAAGCUCGGCGCAUUUCAAAGGGCAAGACUGGAGUACAUUAUUUAAUGCUUUAAAUAUCAAGAAACUACUGUAUUAAAAAUAACUGACAACAGGGAAGCUGGAACCUGUUUUCUUUCCUUUCACUACAGCGUCAGUCAGAAAAGAAGAUCUGCUUUCAGCCUCCCGUGUGUUUAGGUGGAAAUCAAAAGGAAGCAGUUGAAGUUGUUAGAGAUUUGUUUGGAGGAACAGCGUCCCUUCACCAGUGCUUGGCAUGAAAUAACGUUGCAAGCCAUCUCAUCCGACCUCGAUUUUAUCUCUCCAGAGUAGUGAAAGCCGCGGAGCAGCCUCCUCCUCCUCAGCCUCCUCCUCUUCCUCAUCAUGCUGCUGCCGCCUCUGCCGUGAGGGCUCGAUCAGCUUUUUCGAUACGUUUUCCCCUGUGGGAUUUUCUAUCCUCUUAAGUUUUUAAAGAGAAUGAAACAAAAAGGCCUUCCGAUCUCGUGAGGACAACUGGUGAACGUUGGUUAGAGACUGUUCUGUAAAGACACAUGGCGAAAACCAAAGAGAAACGCGUUUGGAAGGAAAUGUAUGGCGAUUUUCGAUCAGUGCCCGCAGAGCCCAUCGGCCGCAAGGACGAUCGCGACAAGCCCAACGCCAAGUUAGAGGACCCAGAAAAUGACAGAGGAAGACUCGAGAGUUUGAAAGUUAUUGAUUCGCAGUGUUUGGGAAGUGGGAAGAAGAAUAAAAUUGUGGAGAAGGGAGGCAUCAAUCAAAAAGACACCAUGCUGUCUGCGACACCCCUGUAUGGCAACCUUCACAGCUGGAUGAGUACUGAUCGGGUCCGCAUGUGCGGAAUUAAUGAAGAUGGCAGGAAAGUCUCUGUAAGCGAUGGUGAAACACAGAAAAGCAUGAAGCGGUUUGGGAUCAGGGAUGACAAUCACAUGACCCACAACUUGGGUGUGGUGGAUGCAGCGUCAGUGAGACAAAUUGAUCGACUUAGAGCUGCUAGUGGGAUUAUGCAAGAAGAACUGAGAAACCAUAAUGGUAUUAUGUAUCCUACUGCACGUGGGCUUAGAAAUGAGAAGGAGCAAGAGGCUGCUGUUGCAAUGACGAGCCUCGGAUUUAUGACUGAUAGAAUGCCUGAUUUGAAUUAUAAAUCACAUCCACCAGAAACCCUAGAAAAUGGCAGUGGCUGCACAAAGCCUCAUGAAAGCUUUAGCACACUGUAUAAAUCACCACCUGGACUACAAAAUGCUGCUGGUGCAAGAAGUGAAUCAUUGGGUUUAGAAGGAUCUUCGGCUGGUAAACAAGCACCAGUGAAUGGAACUGGUCCUAGUUAUUUGCGGCUUCCUUGGAUUAGCCCGUACAUGGAGAGUCCAGCACCAGGGAUGUAUCCAUUUGUGGAAUCACCAAGCAAAUACUCAAUGAACAUGUAUAAAACAUGCUUGAUACCUUCACAGAAUUCUUAUGGCUUACCACAACACAUCUCCUAUUCACCUGUCUGUAGCCACAGUGAUCGCUUCUUAUACAUACCACCUCCACAUUAUGGUUUGCCUCACAUCCCUUCAUCUCUUCCUUCUCCACUAAGGAUUACACCAGCUGCAACAUCACCCAUAAUGUCUUCUAUGGUUCAUUGUCCUGAUAAAUGCCUGUCAGGAAUAAUGACAGGAAAUCCUAGAUUGCAAGUUGAUCCCCAAAUUUUGACGCAUCAGAUAUCGAGUGGCAAGAAGACAAGGGUUACGGCUAAUGAAAAGUCAAACGCCAGUAGUGUUCCUGCAGACCCUGCUUCAUUGUUGCAAUCUCCUAAACCACCUGCCCGGCUUCAUCUUUCCUCAGCGCAGAUUGGAGAGAGCUCUUCUGAAUUCCAGAAACACCUAGCCAGAAUAUCUGGUUCUUCUCCUUCAAUGGCACUUCCUCAUGGUUAUUUAAGCAUAAAUAGUGAAUUUACUUCUCCUGCACGAUCAACGAACAGCAAAAAUUCAAAACCAACAGAAUCUGGUGAUAACUUGCAACAAACAGUUACACAUUCACGAAGCUCUCAGGCUGAACCAAAAGCUACAAAAUCUCCAUUACAGCAAGAAACACAGACACCCACCAAAGACUGCAGUGAGAAGCCUUUAGAUUUGUCAUCAAAAGUAGGCUGUGGUGAGACAUCAAGUGAUCAGGUGUCCAAGACUGACAGUACUGAUAAAGUGGUGCCAGUAUCAGCAGCUGGCAAAUGGCGCAACAGCUCCUCAUUGUCUAGCAAGGAAACGUUUUCUAGCAGGGAAACUCAUUCUGAAGUUUCAGCAACUUCAAUACAUAAUGAACUCCCCAUUGAAAGACCUGCUAUUAUCAACAAAUUACACUCAACCUGGGCUGUUCCUGGCACUAGUUCUCCUGGUGACCAUCAAACCAGUAGUAUAUUGGUGAGCAAUAAAACACUACAGCGUAUAAUUCCUCAUCAGAGAAGUUCCUCAUGCCCUAGGAUUGGGAGUUCCAAUGGUUCUGUCAAUCAUAUUCCAGGCUCAGUGUCUGGAUUAGGCCGACCUGCUUCUGCUUCCCCAUCACCAAAUGUUAGUACUGAAUGGGGUCACUCUGACAAGGCUCAUAGGAAUAACUCUUCAAAUAAAACAUCUGUGAUUCACCAAACAGGGCAGUCCUCUCCAGUACCCAGUAAACAGACCACUAAAGGGACCAAAGGUGGUUGUCAGGAUUUUACAUCACAUUCAACUGAAAGUGGCCAUUCAUCAGGUUCAAUAUUUCUCACUCCAAACGAGACAUUUUUAUCCCCACCUUUACCGUAUCCGAACAGAUAUUUCACCUACUCUACACCUGAAGGAAUCUCCAUUGGCCAUCUUCCUUUACCUGAUAAAGGACUUGUAUUUCCCCAUCCUGCUUUGUUGCCUAAUGGCAAUUUGUAUGCAGGAAACUUGGCACCAAAGCACAGACUUUCUUAUACCAGCUUGCCAACUUGCAGAGGUGAAUACACCGUGUUUCACAACACACAAAAUUUGAUCAACCCUAUAAUUUCAUCACAUACUUCUCAAGAAGAAAAAAGGAGUGAGGGAGCACAGCGGCGAUCUAGAUCGCAUGAUCGACUUCGAUGUAAUGAAGAGCUGGUUAACAGAGGAAGAUCAUCAGAAAUUUCUCAAAAAUCAAAUGUAACUCAGUUACAUGUUUCCACUGGACUUGAGAUCCCGUGUUCUAAUCCAAAGAACCAUGGCAAAAUGUUUGCAAAAGAUUACAAGGAUAAACCCUUAAUCGUGGAACACAAUGAUCAAUGGGGGAAAGUUGAAGUAAAAGCAUCUAAAAGGAGCAUCCUGCCAGAAGGAAGCAACAAACAAUACUCAAUGAAGGAAAUUGAUGAGAAAACAGUUGACCCUGUGGAAGCCAUUGCCAUACAAGACAGUGUCCACAAAGACAAAGAUGUCCACAAGGCAGUAGAAUUUUGUAGCUCAUCACAGGGUCAGUGUUUACCAAAUCAGAACUUAAACAAAGAUUUUAUUUCAGACUGCCAAAGUAAAGAGAGUACAACAGUUCAGUUGAUCGCUGAUCUAUCGGAGGGUGGUCGUAUCAUUGAUAGUGUUGCCACAUCUUUGGGUAAUACAAAUACCGAUAAGGAAUUUGGUGCUGAAGCUGAGCAGUUUUUGGCUCAAUUGAAUCACAGUGAUACCAAAGACAGAACUGAUGACUUGGACAUAGCAGCUGCUAAAUUUAUGAAGCCAAAAAAGUCUAAUCUAACAAAGCGAAUUGCAAACUCAGCUGGGUAUGUGGGAGAUAAGUUUAAGUGUGUCACAACAGAACUCUAUGCUGAUUCUAGCCAGCUUAGUCGAGAACAACGAGCACUACAGAUGGAAGGAUUAUCACAAGAAGACAGUAUUUUAUAUCAGCCUGCUGCUUACUGUGAGCGUGCUAUGAUGCGCUUCUCUGAACUUGAGAUGAAGCAACGGGAUGAUAAAGUUUCUGAAGAAUCAUUAGAGGACAACAAAGUAAGUGACACUGACUGCAGAAGCCUCACUGGGAAAAAGGAAAAGAAGUCAAAGGGAGAUUCAGAAGAAGAAAAUACAUCUGUGGAAAAUUUUGAAGCCUUCCGAAAGAAGCAAAAGAAUGGAUUCCGAGAUUUCAUUCCACUUUUUCUGAAAGUGCAAACACGAAGCCAGUCUGAUGAUCUAGAUGGUAAUGAAAAAUACCUAGAUGGGUUGGUUGAAAAGUAUAAAAAUGGAGAAUAUUGGACAGAUCAAACCAAUGCAGAGAGUUCCACCACCCAGAAAGAAUCCACUUUGAAUGAGGAGUUUGAAAAAUCUCUACGAACUUAUCAUCACAAUGAUGCUACCUAUUGUUCUGAGUUGAGCUGUGAGAAGAAUGCCCAGUAUUGCAAGGAAAAGUUACAGGACAAACAGAAUGAAACAAACACUCAUGAAGUACAAUCAGAGAUGAAGGAAUAUCAUGAGAAUUGCAUCAGUCAAGCUGUGCAGCCAGACAUUUCCAAGACUAAAAGAAAAAGACAAUGUUCCAUCACUGUAGAUGAAUGGACUGAGAAGGAGAUGAAUGAUGAAUCCACAGACAACUCAGAAGACUCACAUUCAAGUGAAGUAACAAACCUAAAGGUGUGCAUUGAGCUGACAGGACUGCAUCCCCGCAAGCAAAGGCACCUGCACCAUCUAAGGGCACUCUGGGAGCAGCAAGUGUCUCCUGACAGAUCCACUCCCUCCAAGUCAGGUCGGCUCAGUAAGAAAGAGUUAGCUGGGGCCAAGGAGCCAGAGUUCAUGGCAAAGGAAACUGAAGUCAAAGACAGGUUAGAAGAAAGAAACACCAGGAAAGGAUCUGAGGCCAAAUCCAGCAGAAUUGGAUCUGAGGAGACCUUCAAUAGAAAUGACAUUGAAAAAGGUUUAUCUACACCUCCAGCAUCUCCAAGGAAAAGGACAAUUUCAUCUGGCAUAACAAGCAGCAACUGGCAAGUACAACGAAAGACAAGCACACCAGCAUCACGAUCGUCAAAUAAGCGGCAAAGAAACAAGGAAAGCCGCAAGCGUGGUGUCUCGUGUUCUGGAGAGGAAGAGAACCAUCUACACUCACCAGUUUCACCAAAGUAUUCAAGCACCGAACGGGAGAAACCUUCAGGAAAGCGCCAAUGUAAAACAAAGCACCUAAUGCGUCAGGAUAGAAGACGGUCAUCACUGACAGCAGAUGACUCAACUGAUGUUGAGAGCUCAGAAGAAAAGCAAACCAGUGUCAGCAGGAAUUCUAGAAAACGUCCAGCACCAACCACAGACAUAGAUUCCACACCAAAGAAAACAUGUGAACAGAAGUCUGCUGAUCAUCUGUUGCAGAUUCCAUUAUUCCUGCAAUGCUCCCGGCCCUUGACUGUACAAGCAGUCAGCACUCCACAGGAGACAACUCCAAGUCGUCCCAUGCCUCCAGAAGCACGCAGACUCAUUGUCAAUAAAAACGCUGGUGAGACUUUGCUGCAAAGAGCAGCGCGUCUAGGCUACGAGGAAGUAGUACUGUAUUGUUUAGAAAACAAGGUUUGCGAUGUAAAUCAUCGUGACAAUGCUGGUUAUUGUGCUUUGCAUGAAGCCUGUGCCAGAGGAUGGCUCAGCAUUGUUUGUCACCUUCUAGAACAUGGAGCUGAUGUUAACUGCAGUGCUCAGGAUGGAACAAGGCCUAUUCAUGAUGCCGUAGAAAAUGAUCACUUGGAAGUGGUUCGGCUGUUGCUUUCAUACAGUGCAGAUCCAACCCUGGCCACUUACUCAGGUCGUACUGUUCUGAAAAUGGCACAUAGUGAAGUGAUGGAACUGUUUCUCGCAGAGUACUUUGCUGAUUUGCAAGGUCGAAGCAAUGAUGACCCUGGCUUGUACUGGGAUUUCUACGGCAGCUCUGUGUGUGAAUCAGUAGAAGAGUCUGGCUUUGAUGUCUUGGCUAAUCCACCAGGCCCCAGUGAUGAAGAAGAGGAGUAUGAUGAUGUGUUGGAAUUUGAGUUUUCUGACACACCUCUUUUACCUUGUUACAACAUUCAGGUCUCUCUCUCUCAGGGUCCCCGGAACUGGUUGCUACUAACAGACGUAAUCCGGCGACUGAAAGUUUCAGCCCGUGUCUUUCGCUCCUCUUUCCCUCAUAUUGAAAAUGCCACAAUUUCAGAGGCAGAGUUCUACAGACAGGCUUCUUUGAGCCAACUUUUUACCUACCCAGAGAACUUUGAAACUCAUGACAUUGACAAUAAAGAAACACUGGAGCUGGUGGAAUUCACAAGCGAACUUCAAGAACUAUUGGGAUCAUCUAUUAUGUAUCUGUAUUCUGACGAUGAGGUUGAAACAUACAAUUAACUGCAAAAGGACUAGGUCACGUAUUGGCUGCUGUUCUUACAUUAUGGCCUACAUUCAAGAAAAAAAUCUGUAAAUUAUGUAAAUGAUGUGCUAUUUCAUGGAUCGUUGUGUUUGGAAAAAACACUAUUCUGAAUACUAAAUGACACUGUUGUCUAUGUUCUUGUACAUUGAAAGCCAGAAUUCCAUUUUGGAUGGAUUUGUGAAUUUUUCAAAAAGAAAUCUCCCUGUUUAUAAUUUUUUUGUAUGCUGUCUGUUUCUUAUCUUUCUGUAAAUGUAAUUUUCUGCUUUUUGGCAGGUAGCCCAAAUUAGGAACUUUUUUCCUGGCACACUGCAUAUGUAAACACAUUCAUUUGAUUGUUAUUUUGUUUUAUUUUAAAGAAGCACUGAUUUUUAAGAUGGUGUCCACUUUCAGAUCGUGUGGUCCCUGUCACAUGAUCUGUUUAGGAGGCUCGGUUGUGUUAAGGCACUUCACUUUAUUGUUUACAAAGUUACUUGCCGUGGUCAGGUACACUUGUAAGAUAAUGAAAACUGUGUCCUUGUUUCAGAAGUACUCUGACUUGGAUUCACUUUUAGAUAACCACACACACACACAUACAUCACCCAGUCCUUUAUACAUACAGAUAUGUAAACAUGUUUUACAUUUUUGCUUUUAUUUAAAAAUGAAUUUAAAAUAUUUUUUCUGUACUUUGUACAAAAAAUUAUGAAAUUUAAAAUUUUUGAGGAUUGUACAAUAAAAUCUGUUUUGUCAAGAGUGGAGUUAUAUACUGUGGAUGUUGGGGAACUAAAUGUUUCUGAUAGUUGUAUAAUAUUUUAGAACAUCUGUUUAACUUUGUAAGUAAAACUGCUGUAUAUUUAGGUUUAUAUUUUACAGUGACUAAAACAAUUUUUCCUUAAAACAAAAGCCAAAAAAGGAAAUGUCUGUAAUAAAGACAUUGUUUGAUAAAGGGAUAUCAAUGUGCCAUAUUACUUGUGUGCAUGUAUGAUCACAAUCACGAGGAAAACAUUAGAAGGUAACACUUUUUCAUCAUCUUGUUGUGUUCAUAUUAUUAAACAAAAACAUCAACUUGAUGGAAGAUCUAAUUCACUGCCUCCUCCUAAUGUUCUCCUUUCUAUAAACGUGUUUUCAUCUUUCUGAAAAAAAGUAACCUGUGAGGGAUAGGUCAAGACUAAUUUAGGAGCAAAAUUGCUACAGCACAAAUUAUGCCAACAACUAGUUAAAAUCUGGUAACCACAGCACAACGUUAUGUGAGGAAAUGGUUACACAAGUUCAACCUAUUUUCACGUUAAGUCUAUUU
Messenger RNA from Stegostoma tigrinum, 7864 nucleotides. RefSeq names its product BCL6 corepressor (gene bcor). The transcript is spliced from 17 exons. Bases 813 to 6569 code for a protein of 1918 amino acids. Gene Ontology annotation, biological process: negative regulation of transcription by RNA polymerase II. Gene Ontology annotation, cellular component: nucleus. NCBI's taxonomy places the organism in Eukaryota, Metazoa, Chordata, Chondrichthyes, Orectolobiformes, Stegostomatidae. Gene Ontology annotation, molecular function: protein binding; transcription corepressor activity. The record is from RefSeq and is a predicted model, not a curated record.